AUGGACAAAGUUGACGGCACCGAACAUUACAACUUCAAGGCCCCCGCCGACUUAGCUACCCUCCAGGUCAUAAUCCUCGACACGAACCCGCUCGCCUGGGCCACCUUCGAAAAGUCGAGUUCGCUAUCCUUCCCGGCGGCCCUCUCCCAGCUUCUAAUCUUCGCAAACGCCCACUUGGCGUUUUCGCAAUCGAAUCGAUGUGCUGUUAUCGCCAACCAUAUCGACGGCGUACACUUCCUCUCCCCCGCGGACCCUGGUACGGACCAUCGUGAUCCUGGCGAGGCCGAUUUGACACCCGAAGAUCUUAAGGAGAUAGCAAAUCAAAAUGCCAGUAAAUACCGGGUUUUUAGGUUGCUUGAGGAUGAGGUGAGGGCUUCGUAUAGACGGUUGAUUAAAAAUACGACUCCCGAGGCUGUGAUGGCGUGUCCGAACUCAUCGUACCUGGCUGGUGCACUGAGUGCGGCAUUGACAUAUAUCAAUCGUAUAUGCUUUGGUGGAACGGGUGGAAGAUCUAGUGGUGUCCCUGGGGAUGAAAAGUCCAAGGUGAAUAGUGCCGGUGGGAAGGUUGAUGAGACAGGACGGACCAUGCAUGCCAAAAUACUGGUUGUCAGCGUUACACCUGAUCCUGCAAAUCAGUAUAUUCCCGUUAUGAAUAGUAUCUUUGCCGCUCAGAGGCUGAAAGUGCCAAUCGAUGUUUGCAAGCUACGAGAUUCCACGGUAUUUCUACAGCAAGCUGCCGAUGCGACCGGUGGGGUCUACAUGGAGCCGGAGCACCCACAAGGUCUAAUACAAUAUCUUAUGAUGGGGUUCUUGCCUGACCAUCUAGCCCGACAAAGCUUGAUUCUGCCGACGAAAGUCGAUGUAGACUUCCGUGCCGCAUGCUUCUGUCACAAAAAGGUUCUAGACAUCGGAUUUGUUUGUUCGGUUUGCUUAAGUAUAUUCUGUGAGCCACCACAAGGCGCCGUUUGCAGUACCUGCCAAGUUAAGCUAGAUGUCACCUCCCUAGAGAACAUUGGCAAACCUGUGGUUCUUCCGCCGAAGAAAAAGAAGAAAAAGAAGGCGAUUGAUUCACUCCCAGAAAGUGGCGUCGCGAGCGCAGCUGAAAGUCCGGUCCCAACCGAAUAA
Molecule: messenger RNA, 1125 nt
Organism: Orbilia oligospora ATCC 24927
Lineage: Eukaryota; Fungi; Ascomycota; Orbiliomycetes; Orbiliales; Orbiliaceae
Exons: 3
Coding region: 1-1125 (374 amino acids)
Biological process (GO): nucleotide-excision repair; regulation of DNA-templated transcription
Cellular component (GO): transcription factor TFIIH core complex; transcription factor TFIIH holo complex
Source: RefSeq, a predicted model, not a curated record